AUGGAGGAAAAGGAGUGCCCUGUGCUGACCACCUCCACGGGGGCCCCCGUAGGAGACAAUCAGAACUCCCUGACAGCGGGGCCCAAUGGCCCAGUGCUCCUUUCGGACUUCCACUUGCUGGACAAACUGGCCCACUUCAACAGAGAGAGAAUCCCUGAAAGAGUGGUUCACGCCAAGGGUGCUGGGGCGCACGGCGUUUUCAAAGUGACCCACGACAUCACAAAGUACUGCAAAGCAGCAGUGUUUGAGGGUUUGGGAAAAGAGACAGAAGUGUUUGUGAGGUUUUCAACAGUGGGGGGGGAGAAGGGAAGCGCAGACACUCUGCGAGACCCCCGAGGGUUUGCAGUGAAGUUUUAUUCUGCUGCGGGGGUUUGGGACUUAGUGGGAAAUAACACUCCGGUGUUUUUCAUUCGAGAUCCCUUAAAGUUCCCGGACUUCAUUCAUUCUCAAAAAAGAAACCCUCAAACGAAUCUUCCAGACCCUAACAUGUUUUGGGACUUUCUUUCUCUUUCUCCCGAAACCCUCCACCAAACCACCAUUCUUUUUUCCGACAGAGGAACUCCCGACGGCUACAGACACAUGAAUGGCUACUCCUCCCACGCCUUCAAGCUCGUCAACAGUGAAGGAGAUGUGCACUACGCCAAGUUCCACUUCAAGACAAACCAGAAGAUAAAAAACCUUUCGCGACAAAGGGCGCAGCAGCUCGCCGGAGAAGAUCCAGAUUAUGCAACAAGAGAUCUUUUUAAUGCAAUUGAAAAAGGAAACUUUCCUUCCUGGACUCUCUACAUUCAGGUGAUGCCAGUUGCUGCUGCUGCCAAGUACAAGUUCAACGUCUUGGACGUGACGAAAGUGCUGCCGCAAAAGGACUUCCCGCUGCUGCCGGUGGGGCAGCUGACUCUGACGCAAAACCCAAAAAACUUCUUCCAAGAAGUUGAACAAAUUGCUUUUUCUCCCGGAAAUUUAAUUCCAGGAAUAGAGCCUUCCGAGGACAAGAUGCUCCAGGGCAGGCUCUUCGCUUACCCGGACACGCAGCGCCACAGGCUCGGCCCAAACUUCGACCAGAUCCCCGUGAACAGACCCCGGGGCUGCCCCCUCAGGGCCCUCCACAUCCGAGAUGGGCCCAUGUGUGUUAAUGGCAAUUAUGGGGCCCUCCCGAAUUAUGAGCCCAACAGCUUUCCGGGGGCCCCCAAGGAGGCCCCCCAGUUCAAACCCUCGCAAACCCCUCUUUUAGGGUUUACGGGACACUUCCCCAACUCCCACCCCAACGACGACUUCGAGCAAGCUGGAAUUCUCUACCGAGAUGUAAUGACACCCGAAGACCGCGAGGCUCUAGUUGGCAACAUUGUGGACCAUUUGAAAAACGCCGACAGACAUGGUUUGAGCGGCCACUGCUCUCGAGCGCUCGAUUGUGGCGGCUGGGAGACCAUUGGUCCGAGCUGUAGAUACACCACAGAAAAGCAGCAAAACUUCUUUGGGCCGCCAUGGAGGGCCCCGGGGAAGCGGGCCCCCAGGGGCCCCCCUGUGGCUGCAGCAGAGCAGCAGACGCACAGCAGCAGCAGCAGCAGCAGCAGCAGCAGCAGCAGCGGGGAAGCGGGCCCCCAGGGGCCCCCCUGUGGCUGCAGCAGAGCAGCAGACGCACAGCAGCAGCAGCAGCAGCAGCAGCAGCAGCAGCAGCAGCAGCAGCCGCUGCAGCAGCUGCAGCAGCUGGCCGUUGGGGACGAUGCUCCUGAGACCUGGCAGACUCUGGCCGUGCCUUGCAGCAGCUCGGAGGAGCUGGGGCAGCAGCCGCAGCGGCCGCAGCAGCAGCAGCAGCAGCAGCAGCAGCAGCAGCAGCAGCGGGAGCCCGACUGGGCCUCCCUGUGGCAGCAGCUGACUUCCCCGUAUACCCGCAGCAACACGCAAAGACACAGCGUCUCGCUGCGGCUGCUUUGCUGCUGCUACAGCAGCAAAGGAAUUCCUUACAGCCACUGGGGGCCCCUGUCGGGGCUAGCUGAGGUGUACGUACACCUCGUGCUGCAGCGGGGGCCCCACAUUUCCGAGGCCCUUGCUGCUCUUUGCAGAGCAGCAGCGCAGCCCCCCGUUGCUUUUGCUGCAGCAGACGGAUUCAGGUUUGCUGCUGCUGCUGCCAAGUUUGCUGCGGUCCUCUCCAGGGUCUUGGUGCCUCAGCCGCCGCACAAGCCAGCAGCAGCAGCAGCAGCAGCAGCAGCAGCAGCAGAAACGCUGCCAGACGAGGGCGAUCAGGCCCCUCCCACUCCUGCUGCUGCUGCUGCUGCUGCUGCUGUUGCUGCAGACAGCAGUGAAGACACGCAGGGGCAUUUGAGACCUACAGAUGGCAAUCAUGAUUCUGCAAACUCCUCAGAAGCAGCAGCAGCAGCAGCAGCGGCAGCAACAGCAACAGCAGCAGCAGCAGCAACAACAGCAACAGCAGCAGCUGCAGAAGAACCAGCGGCACCAGCAGCUGCAACGAUAGCAGCAGAAGCAGCAGCAUUGCCAUCGCUGGCAACUCCACUGGAAGCAGCAGCAGCGAUAAGGUCAGCAAGAGCAGCAGCAGAUGCAGCAGCAGCAGCAGCAGCAGCAGCAGCAGCAAAUGGAGGCCAGUGGGGCCCAAAAGACGACGAGGCCUUUGCCCAGCUGCGCCGCGCGGUAAUUCAGGUGCUGAGAGCAGCAGCAACACAUUUGCUGCAGCCCAUAUUUAACAACAAGCUCCCAGGUGCAGCAGCAGCAGCAGCUGCUGCUGCACCUUCGGAGGCAGCUGCAGCAGCAAGGUCCGCUGCAGCGUCAGCAGCAGCAGAAGCAGCAGCAGCAGCAGCGCCUGCAGCAGCAGCAAGCGAAAGGGCCCCUGCUGCCAGCAGCGCGGGUGCUGCUUACCUGCAGGAGGCCCUCAGCAACGCCGUUGCUGCUCUUCGGGGAGAAGAGCAGACUUUUAUGGACUUGGAAAAAGAAUUUAAAUUAAAUUUGAAAAAAGAAAUUAAAUUAAAACUAAAAACUGCAACACUGGAAGCAGCAGAAGAACUCGAGCUGCUGCGCGUGCUGCUGCUCUUUGCUGCGCAGCCGCAGCUAGCCAACUUCCUUUGCUGCUGCAGCACACUUUGCUGCCUCAUUUUCAGGUGUAUAGGCAGCUCGCCGGGCCCCACAGAGGCAGUGCCGAGCAGCAGCAAAGCCCUGCAGCAGCCAGAAGCAGCAGCAGAGCAGCAGCACCCCGCAGCAGCAGCAGCAGCAGCAGCAGCAGCAGGAAGUGCGUUGAGCCCCACAUACGUUUGGUGGACGCGGCAGGAGCUCGUGCUGCAGCUGCUGCUGCUGCUGCUGCAGCACUGCCCCUCGGGGCCCCGCGGGGGCCCCGAGGGGCGCCGUUUGCUGCUGCAGGGGCUCUCUCUUUGGCUGCAGCAGCUGCUGCUGCCAGCACCUUCGCUGCGGCAAAGAGCAGCAAGAAAUGAUUUAAUUUCGGUGCUGCUGCUGGCAGCAAACCGGCCUUUGCUGCUGCCCUUCUUUCCCCCCAGCGGAGUCCUUUGCCAGCUGCUGCGCUUUGCCACUUUUGGCGCUGCACUUGCUGCUUCAAAACCUGCUGCUGCUGCUGCUGCUGCUGCUGCUGCUGGUGCUCCUGCUGUUGCGGACUGCCAGGGCGAGGCGCCGGGAUGCAACAGCAGCAGCAGCAGCUGCAACAGCGCCAGCAGCACCAGCAACGACAGCAGCAGCAGCAGCAGCAGCAGCAGCGGCAAUGCGAAGGAGCUAGCGACUGCAGCGGACCUGGAGCUGCUGCAGCUGCUGCUGCUGUGUCUCUGCCGCUGCAUGCGCUGCUGCUGCUGCUGCGCUCGCUGUCUUCAUUUUCCUCUUGUAGAGACACUCCAGGCCCUCGCCGACUGUACAGACACCAGAAGACAAGAGCUGUUUGCUGCUGCUCCCUGGAGGUUUUCAGCAAACCAGCUGAAGGUGUUGUCUUCUACAGCACUUUGCUGCCUAGGAGAAGUGGCAGUGCUGUGUCCUGCUGCUGCUGUUGCUGCUGGGGGUCCUGCUGCGCUGCUGCGGGUUGCUGCAGCAGCUGCUGCUGAAGGAGACACAGACGCUUGUGCUGCGGCCCUGCAGCAGGGGCUAGCUCUCCUCUACCCCACAGCAGCAGCAGCAGCAGCAGCAGCAGCAGCAGCAGCAGCAGACAGAAGCAGCAACUGGGCACAGGCUCGUGAGGCGUUCAUCGAGGCAGGGGCUCUGCAGCAGCUGCUGACUCUGCUGCAGAAACUUAUGGAGCAGCAGCAGCAAAAGCAGCAGCAGCAACAACAGAAACAGCAGCAGCAGCAGCAGCAGCAGCAAAAGCAGCAGCAGCUGCAGCAGCAAAAACAGAAAAGAACAGCUGAACGCUCUGAUGAAUCCCUUGCGGCUGCAAGACGCGGCAGCAACAGCAGCAGCAGCAGCAGCAGCAGCAGCAGCAGCAGCAGCAGCAGCAGCAACAACAACAACAGCAGCAGCCCUUGUGCUGAAUCGCAUUCAUCUUCAGGUGUCUGUACACCUGAAAUGAUUUGCUGCUGCAACGCCUGGCUGCUGCUGUCUCGUUUGUGUGAAGGAGACACAAAAGCUGCUGCUGCUGUUGCUGCUGCUGACGGCUUGCUGCUGCUGGCGAGCUGGCUGCAGCAGCAGCUGCCCCCGGGGCCUUCCUGCGCAGCCGCAGCAGCAGCAGCAGCAGCAACAGCAGCAGCAGCAGCUGCUGCUAAUGCUGCUGCCGCGCUCUUCAGCUGCGCUGCAGCAGCAGCAGUGCGAGCUCUUGCUGCUUCCAGCGAGGAAGCAGCAGCAGCUUUUGCUGCUGCUGGCGGAAUGGCAGCACUUGCUGCAGCAAUUGCACACACUCCUCGCAGGCAUCUGCAGCCGUUGCUGGCCGCACUUGCUGACGCGCUGGACUCUCCUGCUGCUGCUGCUGCUUGUCGGUCUUGGCGAGGCUGGCUCGGCAGCGGUCCGCAGCAGCAGCAGCAGCAGCAGCAGCAGCAACAGACGCUGCAGCAGCUGCUGCUGCAGCUGUGGCUAGCCGAGCAGCAGCGCUUCGGGUGUAUAUCCACCUCAGGAGAAAUCAAAGACCUAAACCGCCCGCUGCUGCUGCAGUGUCUCUCCAGUUUGGGCCCUCAGCAGCAAACCCUAGACAUCCGCAGAGUCUGCAGGCCCCCAGCAGAAGACAGCGAGGACUGCAGCAAAGGAGCAGCAAAGCCCUGGGAGGUGCAGCUCCCCGAAAGGCUAAUGGCCAUGAGGGCUGCUGCUUGCACUCAGUCAGAUGACCUUCGCUUUGAGUUAUUUGUUUGCCUUCGCAAGCUGGAAGCAGCAGCAGCAGCAGCAAACCAAGGGACAGAGGCAGCAGCAGCAGCAGAAGACAGCGAAGAGCUGACAGCAGCAGCAGCGCAGCAGCAAAUAUUCAUCAGAGCAGGAGAGAUACUCUGGCGCCUCGACGCCCUCACCGAGACCAAAGACGCCCUAGCAGGUAUUUAG
Eimeria necatrix is the source of this 5460-nucleotide messenger RNA. Its product is annotated as peroxisomal catalase, putative. The transcript has 15 exons. Gene Ontology annotation, molecular function: catalase activity; heme binding. Gene Ontology annotation, cellular component: cytoplasm; mitochondrion; peroxisome. The coding region runs from base 1 to 5460 and encodes 1819 amino acids. Lineage: Eukaryota; Apicomplexa; Conoidasida; Eucoccidiorida; Eimeriidae. The record is from RefSeq and is a predicted model, not a curated record. Gene Ontology annotation, biological process: hydrogen peroxide catabolic process; response to hydrogen peroxide.